UGUCGUUAACAAGCACAAAUUUCCUUAAUUGGAGCAAAUUGUUCUCCUCCGAAGGGGUACGCGUCUCCGGAUAAUGCGAAAUACGCGCCUGUCCAAGGAUUCCCGGGCGUCGCUCCAGCAACAGGGUCCAGGGGAAUAGACAGGACCACGAUUCUCCUUCAAACUUCGGUGUAGUAUACGUUGGAAGAUCGUGAGUAACGGACGUAGGGCUGGUGGUGGCUUAGUCGUGCCGGUAUUUUUUUAUCCCGAUCCUGCUGAAAAGGCGCUCAUUUCACCAGGACAAGCCAUGGAAUACGGCCCCAUUCCUCCGAGCAAGUUCGACGAAGUCAUCCAUCAUCUCAGAUUUAAUUUUCCCGACGAACCCCUCAACGCAUCGGUGGGGCUAUGUAUGCACGGCAAGCCCUGCGAACUCCUGGAACAUCACGACUUAAUGACUCUCAAAGACGGCCUAUCUGUCAUGGCUGUGGAUAAAGAAACGGGAGUGAUAGCGGGGGUAGCUCUAAACGGAAUAGCAAGAAAAGGCGACAUAGAACGGUCUUUGGAAGAGAUGAAGUCCAUCGACAACGUAGCGUAUCAACGAAUAUUCGGCCUACUGAACACCGUCAACAAGGAAAUAGACCUCUUCGGGAAAUACGGCGUAGACAAAAUAUUUGAAUUGCGAAUACUGUCCGUCGAUUCCAAGUACAGGGGGAAAGGAGUCGCUAAAGAGUUGUUCUCCAGGAGUGAGCUGAUUGCAGAGGAAUACGGCUUCGAGCUCAUGAAGGUGGAUGCCACGAGUCUCUUCACGCAGAAAAUCUCCGAAAGCUUCGGCUUCAAGGUGGAGAAAGGCGUCAAAUAUGGAGACUACAAAGAUGCGGACGGCAAGAAGAUCUACGACACCAAAUCGCCCCAUGAUUAUUACAAAGUUAUGAUCAAGCAGCUGCCGAGCAAACCAAGCAACGGCUGAGAGAGGGUGCCGCAGACGAUUUGUUGUUUUAGUUUUUAUCACUUUUGUUACAACUUCUUCAAGCACUGAGCUCUCCGAUUCCGAUAUGCCUAGUGGUUGGAUGUGUUUACCUCUAGAAGGAGCAGAGCUCCUGACGACUGUCAAAAUGUUAAUACUGCCACUGCCAUGCAGUUUUAUACAUUUCAUGUAGAUGUUGUUCCGUUAAACGCCGAGCGUUCCUUCUCCUGACUUUCUGGUGGUGUACAUGCCGUAGCUGAAGGCAAUCUUUAUACGGGCUAAUUGUGA
Molecule: messenger RNA, 1231 nt
Organism: Anoplophora glabripennis (Asian longhorned beetle)
Lineage: Eukaryota; Metazoa; Arthropoda; Insecta; Coleoptera; Cerambycidae
Gene: AANATL7
Product: dopamine N-acetyltransferase
Exons: 4
Coding region: 287-946 (219 amino acids)
Molecular function (GO): N-acetyltransferase activity
Source: RefSeq, a predicted model, not a curated record